AUAUUAUUCCAAAUGGAAAGUUCAAAAGAGUUGAUUGCAAAGCAAGCACAAGAGAGUUUACUCGAUGAAGCCCAGACGAGAGACACUGAAUUGAAUCUUAAUAAAAAAAUGGCGCGUGCGAUAAAUUCAAAAGAAGCCAGGAAAGUCUACUACAAGCACUAUAAUCAAAGAAUAUGGUAUAUGCUUAAAACAGGUUGAUAUUAUGAAGCCUAUUUAUAUCCUAACAAAAGUUGGGCAUUGGGAGUUUUAUCAGAUGCUGAGAAUGGGAAGAAUAGCAUUAGUCAUUAUGAACUUACUGAAAUUCCAUUUGAUCAUUCGACAAAUUUGCUCUCUAGUAAUGCAGAUUUCUGAUCGUUCAAUAAGCCAAUCGAGAAAGGAUAUAUUGGAAAUCUUUCUUUCUGGCUAAAUCUAAAUAUACGCUUCUACAGGGACUUGACCUUUAAAAUUCUCAGCAUGACUACUCUUCAUUUCAAAAUAAAAAAAUUCUCCUUGAAUUUAAGAGAUAUUGCAAAGAUCUUAAUAUCAGGAAGAACUCUGGAGACAAUUUGAUUUUUUGUAUGAAAAUUCAAUCUUGAAGUCGUCACAAAGCCAUUCUUGAAUGAUAAAGAUCAUUUUAAACUAAAGACAAAUCUCAGAAAAGUUGAAUUUGAUGGUUUUUACAUUCAAAAUUGAUCUGAAGACUUAAGUUGUUCCUUAUUUGCCUCUACCAUUAUGAAAAAUAUAGCUAGCUCUUUUCUUCCUAUUACUUUGAAAGAAGUAACAUUCACCGACUCAGGAUUUUUAUUUCAAAGAAUUAAACUCCAAAAUCAGCCUCCUUAUGAAAUAACAGGUAUUUAUGAAUCGGAUGGUGAAGUCACGAUAAAAUUUCUUCUCAGUGAUUAA
This is a messenger RNA of Moneuplotes crassus, 882 nucleotides long. The record is from the annotation of a GenBank genome assembly. NCBI's taxonomy places the organism in Eukaryota, Ciliophora, Spirotrichea, Euplotida, Euplotidae.